GUGUCUUUGUUUAAGUAAUAAAUAAAUUUUUAGUUUGUUGGUGUCUAGAAUAAUAUAUGUAUGAAUACAUAUUCUAGAUGUGAACACAAAAAUUAAUAUAUUGUGCUGUUUAUUUAAUUCCAAUUAAUUUAAGAUUUUCAUUUAAAAAAUGAGUACAACAGCUUCUGCACCAAAAUAUAAUGAAAAACCUCCACCAUAUACACCAACAGCAAGUAAUGGUGUUCCUCUACCAACGUAUCAACAAGCACCAGUGCAUACUAUUCCCCCCGGAUAUUAUCCAACACCAACAGCUCAUUUAACACCACUGCCAGGGAGUUAUGUGACUUCAUAUGGUGCUACUGCAGGUGCAACACAAGUUGUAAUGCCGGAAAUUAUAAUUGUCGGUGCAUGUCCAGCAUGUCGUGUUGGUGUUUUAGAAGAUGAUUAUACAUGUUUAGGAAUAUUUUGCGCCAUAUUCUUUUUUCCACUUGGCAUUCUAUGUUGUUUAUUACUUAAAAACAAACGAUGUUCAAAUUGUGGAGCAUAUUUUGGUUAAUUUUAGGAAUGGUAUUCUAAUAUAUUGUAAAAAUAUAAUUGAACUUUUUAUUUUUAAAUAUAAAAAUAGCUUUGUCAAAUUGAUUAGCUAUUAUUUAUUUUGAAGUUUUUUUUGUAAUUAAAGUACAUUCGUCCUAGCAAAAAGUCUGUAAAAAUUAUGAGACAACAAAAAAUUUGAAUGUAGAUAGCUUUUAAAACAGUGGCGUAGCUACUGAAGGGCUAGCUAGUUUUUUUACAACAGAGCCUUUGAUUACCUAGUUACGUCACUGUUUUAGAAUGUAGAAUUCUAUUCUUAUAGGUUUAAAAAACUUGAUUUUUUGCAAAAAUAUUUUUUUUAAAUAUUUAAUUUUUGUAUUUAUCAUAUUGUGAGUAAUUCUCUCAAGUGUGGAUGAACAACUUUCAAAACGAAAUUUACUACGUUAACCUUGAUCCUUUAUAAAA
Messenger RNA from Chrysoperla carnea, 975 nucleotides. Its product is annotated as brain protein I3. The transcript has 2 exons. The record is from RefSeq and is a predicted model, not a curated record. Lineage: Eukaryota; Metazoa; Arthropoda; Insecta; Neuroptera; Chrysopidae. Bases 149 to 535 code for a protein of 128 amino acids.